Messenger RNA from Physella acuta, 842 nucleotides. RefSeq lists its product as uncharacterized. Lineage: Eukaryota; Metazoa; Mollusca; Gastropoda; Physidae. The record is from RefSeq and is a predicted model, not a curated record.
AAAUGUGAUAACCAAGCUCAUUGCUUCCCUUAUUCUUUGCCUGUAGCAAGCCCUCUGUCUUUCACAUACCGAAUCCGAUACGAAAUGGCUUCAAUGAAAAUUGUUCUCUGCUGUGCCAUGGUAGCUUUGGCUAGUGGCUUGUACGCUAAACAAGGCUACAACAAUGGCGGAUACAAUGGUGGUAGCAGUGUCUACAACAGUGGUAGCAACAGCUACGACAGCGGAAAGGGCUACAACAGUGGUAGCAACAGCUACGACAGCGGAAAGGGCUACAACAGCGGAAGUGGAUACGACAGCGGAAAGGGCUACAACAGUGGUAGCAACAGCUACGACAGCGGAAAGGGCUACAACAGUGGUAGCAACAGCUACGACAGCGGAAAGGGCUACAACAGUGGUAGCAACAGCUACGACAGCGGAAAGGGCUACAACAGUGGUAGCAACAGCUACGACAGCGGAAAGGGCUACAACAGUGCUAGCAACAGCUACGACAGCGGAAAGGGCUACAACAGUGGUAGCAACAGCUAUGACAGCGGAAAGGGCUACAACAGUGGUAGCAACAGCUACGACAGCGGAAAGAGCUACACCAGCGGAAGUGGAUAUAACAGCGGUAGCAACAACUACGACAGCGGAAAGGGCUACAACAGUGGUAGCAACAGCUACGACAGCGAAAAGGGCUACAACAGCGGAAACGACCAAACCUACAAUGGAGGAUCUCUGUAUUGAGUACCCCAUCAGAGAGAUGUACAGAUUGUCAUGCUCGCUGGCCACGCCUACUACAGCUCAGCUGAUGAACGCUUGGUUAUGAUGAUACUAGUAGACAAAAUAAAGAUUCUAGCACUAUA